Venturia canescens is the source of this 2739-nucleotide messenger RNA. RefSeq names its product probable ATP-dependent RNA helicase DDX23. The record is from RefSeq and is a predicted model, not a curated record. Lineage: Eukaryota; Metazoa; Arthropoda; Insecta; Hymenoptera; Ichneumonidae. The coding region runs from base 158 to 2650 and encodes 830 amino acids. Gene Ontology annotation, biological process: mRNA splicing, via spliceosome. Gene Ontology annotation, molecular function: RNA binding; ATP binding; RNA helicase activity. The transcript has 9 exons. Gene Ontology annotation, cellular component: catalytic step 2 spliceosome.
AAUUUGAUUUCGUUGGCCCUGUAUCUGGACGUGUGUAGUCAUUUCCAAUUCAAGUUAAAAUCCUAAGUUGUCGAAAGUUUCAUAGAUUCUCUCAUUACUAUUCUCGAUAAUUGCAUUGAAUUAAAUAUAUUAAUCAAAUAUCAGAGAUAGGCAUCAUAUGGUUCACGAUACGAAAAAAUCAAUGAGACGAAGCAGAUCUCGAGAGCGUGAACGAGACCGGGAGCGAGAUCGCGAAAGGCGUGAUCGAGGGAGAGGAAGAUCGAGAAGUCGCUCAAAGGAUCGUGGUAAAAAAGAUCGUAGUACCAGAGACGUAGUGAGAGACCGCUCACCCGACGGCGGUAACAGCGGCGGUGGUGCUGGAACCUCUCGAUCGAGGGAUCACGAUCGAGGAACUCGAGAACUAUUGAUUAGAAACGAGAACCUCCGAAGCGAGAGAAGCAAAGAGGAAAAAAAGCAUAGCAAGUUUAGGUCUAAUAUCAGUCCCGAUGAUGAUAAGACAGGCGAAAACAAUGGGCGGCUGGAAGGCGUAAAAAAGGUUCCUGCGACAGUGACUACCGCAGUAGUAGGAACAAUAAUAGAUGAUGAGCAUACAGUACAUGAGGAAGGUAAGGGUGCGGAACAACGAAAAAAAGAACCUUUAAGUCUUGAGGAGCUAUUAGCCAAAAAAAGGGCAGAAGAAGAUGCCAGAGCAAAACCAAAGUUUCUGACAAAAGAAGAAAGAGCAGCAAUAGCAUUGCAAAAAAGGCAGCAGGAAGUAGAUGCUAUUAGAAAAGCUCAAGAAGAGAGUCGCAGAGUUGGGCGAGGAGUGGGCGAUGGAUGCCCAGGUUUGGCAAGUGGCAAAAGAGAAGAAUGGGAUGAAAGAGAUAGGCGAAGGGAGAAUCAAAGAAAUCGAGAGGAAGACGUCAAAGACAAAGAUAAGGAGAAAGAGGUUGAAGCCAUAAAGGAACGAUAUUUAGGGCUGAUAAAAAAAAAGCGCAGAGUAAGACGCUUAAAUGAUAGAAAAUUUGUUUUUGACUGGGAUACCUCGGAGGAUACCUCUGUUGAUUACAACAACAUAUAUAAAGAGCGCCAUCAAGUUCAGUUUUUUGGUAGGGGAAAUCUUGCCGGCAUUGAUAUAAAGGCUCAAAAAAGAGAUCAAAGCAAAUUCUAUGGAGAGCUAUUAGAAAGGCGCAGAACAGAGGCUGAGAAGGAACAAGAGAAAAUGCGUUUGAAAAAAGUGAAAAGAAAAGAAGAAAAACAAAAGUGGGAUGAUCGGCAUUGGUCGGAGAAAGCUCUAGGAGAAAUGACAGAACGAGACUGGAGAAUAUUUCGUGAGGACUAUAAUAUAACGAUUAAAGGUGGUCGUAUCCCAAAUCCCAUACGUUCAUGGAAAGAAUCAGGUUUCCAAAAAGAAAUUCUCGACAUUAUCGAGAAAGUUGGUUAUAAGGAUCUUACUCCUAUACAGCGACAAGCGAUUCCCAUUGGUCUCCAGAACAGAGACAUUAUUGGUGUGGCGGAAACGGGUUCUGGUAAGACACUUGCUUUUCUCAUACCACUUUUAUUAUGGAUCACGAGUUUACCGAAGAUUGAACGCCUCGAAGAAGGCGAUCGGGGACCCUACAGCAUUAUUCUCGCCCCGACUCGUGAAUUAGCGCAACAAAUCGAGGAAGAAACGAGUAAGUUUGGUGAACCUUUGGGCAUCCGCACCGUCGUUGUUGUAGGUGGCCUAUCUCGAGAAGAGCAGGGUUUCAGACUCCAAAUGGGCUGUGAAAUUGUUAUUGCAACACCAGGAAGGCUUAUAGACGUUUUGGAAAAUCGAUAUUUGGUACUAAACCAGUGUACUUAUAUUGUUCUCGACGAAGCCGAUAGAAUGAUUGAUAUGGGUUUUGAACCAGACGUGCAAAAGAUUCUUGAGUAUAUGCCAGUAACGAAUUUGAAACCGGAUAACGAGGAUGCGGAAAACGAAGAAAAAUUGCUUGCCAAUUACAACACAAAAAAAAAAUUCAGACAGACUGUAAUGUUUACUGCAACGAUGCCGGCAGCAGUUGAAAGAUUAGCACGUACCUACCUUCGACGUCCCGCUAUAGUUUAUAUUGGAUCAGUGGGUAAACCGACGGAGAGAACCGAACAGAUAGUUCAUAUAAUGGGAGAAAAUGAUAAGCGUAGAAAACUAAUGGAAAUAUUGAGUCGCGGAGUUGAGCCUCCUGUAAUAAUAUUCGUUAACCAAAAAAAAGGAGCCGACGUGUUGGCUAAAGGGCUCGAAAAACUCGGCUACAACUCUUGCACUCUUCACGGUGGAAAAGGUCAAGAACAGCGAGAAUACGCUCUUGCAUCUCUUAAAAAUGGCAGUAAAGACAUUCUCGUUGCAACAGAUGUUGCUGGGCGUGGUAUUGAUAUCAAGGACGUUUCCAUGGUAAUCAAUUACGACAUGGCUAAGACCAUAGAAGAUUACACUCAUCGAAUCGGACGAACAGGUCGUGCCGGCAAAGCUGGCCUUGCGAUAUCUUUUUGCACUAAGGACGAUAGCCAUCUUUUUUAUGACCUCAAACAGACGAUACUUAGUAGUCCAAUAUCAACAUGUCCUCCGGAGUUACUCAAUCAUCCUGAGGCACAGCAUAAACCUGGCACUGUUGUAACAAAAAAACGUCGAGAAGAAAAAAUAUUCGCCUGAGAAAGGGAGUUCCUUGUUCAAUGUUCAAUGAGUAUUUGUAUACAAAUAAAGUUUCAAAUAUAGAUAAUACUCGGGGUGAAAACAUCGAA